Messenger RNA from Aedes aegypti (yellow fever mosquito), 2295 nucleotides. RefSeq names its product origin recognition complex subunit 3 (gene Orc3). Gene Ontology annotation, molecular function: DNA replication origin binding. The record is from RefSeq and is a predicted model, not a curated record. The transcript is spliced from 5 exons. Bases 131 to 2230 code for a protein of 699 amino acids. Lineage: Eukaryota; Metazoa; Arthropoda; Insecta; Diptera; Culicidae. Gene Ontology annotation, biological process: DNA replication; DNA replication initiation. Gene Ontology annotation, cellular component: nuclear pre-replicative complex; nuclear origin of replication recognition complex; DNA replication preinitiation complex.
CAGAGAUCCUUGAAAGCGCGCAAAAGUGAAUUUGUUUACGUUUGUGUUCCGGUUGCACAUCGGGAGCAUCUAAACCAUUUCAGCGGCAUUUCCGGCAAUUUUACCUCACUAACGAUAAUUAUCGUUCACGAUGGAUUCUACCAUAUCAGUAUCGAAGGGAGUCUUCGUGUUCAAGAACGGCGCAACCAAAGCGAAAACCCGUCGCCAACCGCAGAAAUGUCGCAGCAUACCGAACAGGGCCAUCACGGACACGGUCUGGUACGGAAGCUACCGGAAAAUGUGGACCAAGAUUCGCGACCAGCUGGAGCAGCUUCAGUCGUGCAGCUAUGGUAAAAUUUUGGACGAUUUGCUGAAGUUUGUAGAGGGCUGCUACCGGAGUUUGGAGUAUGAGGGCGUUUUGCCGACCGCGGCUCUGCUCACCGGAAUCAAUCAAAUCGAUCAUAUGGCCCAGUUCGAAACGCUGGCCGGGAAUAUAAGGAACAACACGUUGUCCUUGGUGGUGUUGCUCCAGUCCCGGGAUUGUCCCAGCAUGAAGGCAGCCGUGGAGACACUGGUGGCCGGAUUUGUGGAGGAAAGUCGUACCUCGGAGCAGGACGAUAGCGACAGUCGAAGAUUGCGGAGGAACCAGUUGAACUUGGGAGUGUUGCGAGCAUGGUACCUGGAGAAGCAUCAACACCUGGAUGAGAAACCGAAUCUGACGGUCAUCGUGCCGGACUUUGAGGUAUUCAGUCCGGAGGUCCUGCAGGACUUGCUGCUGGUGCUGAAUUCCUAUGCAGCGGAAUUGCCAUUCGUGCUGGUUUUCGGAGUUGCCACCUCAGUUGCCACGAUUCACAGCGUGCUACCCUACCACGUGACCAGCAAGAUCAAGCUUAGCAUAUUCCAGUCGGAACCGUCCGUUGCCAAUUUGAACAAGGUUUUGGAGAGCGUUCUGUUGACGCCGUACUGUCCGUUCCAUUUGUCCGGUAAUAUGUUCAAGCUGCUGACGGACAUAUUUCUGUUUUAUGAUUUUUCUGUGAAGGGAUUUGUCGAGGGAUUUAAGUAUGCCCUUUUGGAACACUUCUGCCGUGGCCCGAUAUACGCGCUAUGCAGUGCCACUAGUGACCGAGAUGAGCUAGAAGAAAUUGUGGAUCAAUUGAGCGCGGCCGAUUUGGAAAGCAUUCGCCAGUUGCAAUCGUUUAGACCGCUGAUUGAAUCGCUGAACAAUCCCCAAGAAGUAAUAGAUUUUCUAACAAAAGACGACUACUUACGCCGGAUGCUGCCAUCGAUUUUGAUCGACGUGCACAACUUUUGGUUUAACUUUCACUGUGCGAUGGAGAUGUUGCUAGUUUUGGUUCACGAUUUACCCAAAGCUCCUCUUGGGAAGCAGCUGAGAGAGUUAUACUGCCACUGUAUCUCAUCAGAUGUGACUCAAACUGAUGAAUUCCGGCAGUGCAUGCAAAUGGUGUCGUUCAUGUCCAAAGAAGAGCUCCUAGCUAAGACGUUGAAGGUCAUGGAGGUUUGUAUUGGUUAUGUCGACAGGAACGAUGAGGCCUCCGAUCAAGGAGUAACGAUUUUUGAAGUGCAAACGUUGGAAAAGAUCAUCAAUGAUUUGGAACGAUUCUCAACAGAAAUCGCCGCCGCCAGUAUGGAGCGAGUAACUGUUAUCUCAUCGGAUGCCAAUUUGAUUUCUUCGCCCAAGAUGAGUCGACAGGAGUUGAAUCAAAAGCUACUGAGUGCGGCUCGUCAGCCGAAGACGGAAUCCCCGUUUAUGCAAUCCGUUAGUAACUUAGUCUCCUAUUUAACCCACGAUGUGUUCCGAAAGCACCUUCGGCCAUCCAGUAAGACUACUCCUUUGAUUGAGCUGUUUGUGUUCAGUGAUUCGGCUACGAUUCGGCAGCACAUGGUCGGAGUGCCACGUGCUGCAGUUCACACGGCGCUCAACAAUCCACACUACUAUCUGCAGUGCGAAUGCUGCGAGAUGGAUGAAGACGGCAGUCUGGUUCAGACACUUCCGGACCUUUCGGUGGCUUACAAACUGCAUCUGGAGUGCGGACGAAUGAUUAAUCUAUUCGACUGGCUGCAAGCGUUCCGUACGGUAGUGGACGAAGCCGGACCCGAUGACGAUCAGGAGCAACAGGUUGAUCCCAAGAUUCAAGCACGGUUCACAAGGGCUGUGGCUGAGCUGCAGUUUCUGGGCUUCAUAAAAUCGUCGAAGCGAAAAACUGAUCAUGUCGCUCGGUUAACGUGGUAACUUCUAUCAUAUUUUAGUGUUUUGUAUGGUUUCGAUAGUGAAUAAAGUUUUGUAAUUUAUUUAAA